Acaromyces ingoldii is the source of this 2019-nucleotide messenger RNA. RefSeq names its product JmjC-domain-containing protein. The transcript has 3 exons. NCBI's taxonomy places the organism in Eukaryota, Fungi, Basidiomycota, Exobasidiomycetes, Exobasidiales, Cryptobasidiaceae. The annotation marks the transcript as partial. Gene Ontology annotation, biological process: chromatin remodeling. Gene Ontology annotation, molecular function: histone H3K9 demethylase activity; histone H3K36 demethylase activity. The record is from RefSeq and is a predicted model, not a curated record. Gene Ontology annotation, cellular component: nucleus.
AUCGAGCCGGCCUACUUCUACCUUGGCGGCAGCGGCGGCGGCGGUAGCAAUGGCAGUGGCAGUGGCAGUGGCAGCGGCAGCGGCAGCGUGGACGACGUCGAUGCUGUGCCCGUUUUCGAGCCGUCGAUGGACGACUUUCGCGACUUCUACUCGUUCUGCGAGCGAAUCGACCACUGGGGCAUGCGGAGCGGCAUCGUCAAGGUCGUGCCGCCGGCCGAGUGGACGGGCAAGCUUCCCAAGCUCGAUGAGGGCGAGGUCAAGAGGCUAAGAGCGGUGCGGAUCAAAAACUCCAUCAGCCAGAUGUUCAGCAAGGCUGGCGGAGGCGCCUUUCACCAGAAGAACAUCGUCCACCCGGCCAAGGUGGUCAACGCAAAGCAGUGGGCGGACUUGUGUGCGAGCAAGGAGCAGAGGGGUCCGGACAUGGAGCGGAUGAAGGGAAACGCGAGGGCCGAGGCCAAGGCGAGGAAGCAGGAGCUGCGCAUGGGCCACUUUGCCGUCCCCACUGAUGACAAUGACGACGACGAUGAUGAUGGGGAGCAAAAGGAGGAGGAUGGCGUACGGACCAGAAGUGGUGGUACUCCAUCGAGGGAGACGGCCAAGCAUGGACAGAAGGCAGAGGGAAAGGUCAAGAUGGCCGAUCGGACGACAGAGGCAGAAUGGAAUGCCUUUGACUAUGAAAACGGCUGGUGCCAUGAGGCAGGGCCAAAGGCUACAGCCGACGACUGGAAGGACGAAGAGGUGUGCAGGGCGAUUGAAAAGGAGUACUGGUCGGGCCUCAUCUGGGGAAAGCCGCCCAUGUAUGGCGCCGAUCUGGAGGGGACGCUGUUCACCGACGAGACCAAGGACUGGAAUGUGGGCCACCUCGACAACGUCCUGACCCGCCUCAAGCUCAAGCACAGACUCAAGGGUGUCACCACCCCGUACCUCUACUUUGGCAUGUGGCGCGCCACCUUUGCGUGGCAUGUCGAGGACGUGGACCUCUACUCGAUCAACUACAUCCACUUUGGCGCACCCAAGCAGUGGUACUCGAUCCGCCAGUCGGACCGCCAACGGUUCGAGCUCGCCAUGGCCGGCGCCUUUCCUGGAGACUCGUCGCGGUGCCGUCAUUUCAUGCGCCACAAGUCCUACCUCGCCUCGCCCUCCUUUCUCGCCUCCAACAACAUCAAACCUCUCCGGCUCGUCCAGCAUGCCGGCGAGUUUGUCAUCACCUACCCCUACGGCUACCACUCGGGCUACAACCUCGGCUUCAACUGCGCAGAGUCGCUCAACUUUGCCCUCGAGUCGUGGAUUCCCAUUGGCAGGCGGGCGGGCCACUGCCUGUGCGAUCCAGACGCCGUCCACAUGGACAUUGACGCCCUCCUCGAGGAGUCGGCCGAGCUCGAGGAGAUGGAGAGGCGCAGGGAGGAGCGGCAGCGAGGCCAGGUCGAGCACGAGGCUCGGCUCGAGGACAACUGCGUCUUUUGCCCUUACAAUCUCGACGACGACCUUGUGCCGCUACGCGCCGAUGCCAAGGCAAGAUAUGCCCACCGCUUCUGCACCAACUUUAUGCCCGAGUGCUGGGUUGGUGAGGACGACGACGACGACAGAGGGCCCGGUGAGGUGGUGAUGGGCUUCGACUCGAUCAACAAGGCCAGGUGGUCGCUCAAGUGCCAGCUCUGCGCCACACCCCAGCUGGCGAAAAAGGGGGCAAAGGUCCAGUGCACCUACUCAAAAUGCUCCCGGACGACACACGCCGCAUGUGCACUCAAGGAUACCUCUGGUUGGCUCUUGGAUGUCGUCGGAGAUCGCGCGGCGGACCGCUUGGAGGGCAAGACCACAGGCACGGACGAGAUCGAAGAGGACGACGAAGAGCCAACGCGGAUGGUCGUCCUUUGCAAGCAGCACAACCCCGAGCAGAAGCAGCGCGAGGCUGUGCGCAAAGCCCUUGUGCUCAAGGCCUGUGUCACGAGGCUUAAAGAGGGCCAGAACGUGCGUGUGAGGACAAGCAGGGGGGUCUGGAUGACGGUCCUCGUCGAGGUC